AUGUCUUCAAGGUACAGAGUAGAAUAUCAAUUGAAAGCCCAUCGUAAAGAUGAGUUUAUUGAUUGGAUUAAGGGACUGCUAGCAGCGCCAUUUGUGUUGCAUGCUGUCUCACACGAUAACGAAGAUGGAACUACAGAAAGAGUUAGGAAACAAUAUGCUGAGAUUUUUCAAGAUAUUGAAAAUUUGAUUAAUAAGAAGAUUGAAAGUGAUAAACAAAACGGAUUGUUAGAUAAUGAAGAUGUUGGAUUUAGCAAACAAUAUGAGAUUGUUGAGAAAUCUAGAUUGAAGCAAUUGGUACCGUCAAUUGGCCCAUUUUUUACUGCAUUACCUUUAGAAGAGGCAUUUUUAUGGGAAGAUUCGCAAAAGGCUAUUUCUCAACGUAGAAUGGUUGCACCAAGUUUUAAUGAUAUAAGACAUAUUUUAAACACUGCUCAAGUUUUCCAAUUCAUUAAGCAGAAAAGAUUGAAUUCUAAUACUUUGAAGUUAGUUACAUUUGAUGGUGAUGUCACCCUUUAUGAAGAUGGAGGUUCAUUAGUAGACUCAGAUCCGGUUGUCCCUUAUAUGGUAAGAUUAUUAGAAUCAGAUAUCAGAGUUGGUAUAUGUACGGCAGCAGGUUAUGACGAAGCGCUCAAAUACCAAGAAAGAUUGCAUGGUUUACUGGUUGCUAUUUAUAGUUCAACUUCGCUUACUCAGGAUCAAAAGUGUAAUUUGACUGUCAUGGGUGGUGAAUCGAAUUACCUUUUCCAAUAUUUUGAAAAUCCUGAAACAGGUGAAUUUGGUUUCAGACCAAUCGAUAAAGAUUUGUGGUUAUUACCAGAAAUGAGAACCUGGGAAGAAUCCGAUAUGGAUCUUACUUUAGAUUUUGCUGAACAGACAUUAAUUCACAUGAAGAAAACUUUAAAACUACCACCAGAGACUGUUUUAAUUCGUAAGCGUAGGGCUGUUGGUUUAGUGCCAGGUGAAAAGUUCGAUCAUAUUAAAGGCAAAACAGUCCGUGUUAAAUUGUCAAGAGAGCAACUAGAAGAGAUUGUUUUAACUUUACAAAACACCUUGGAUACAUUUAAGCCUGCCACAAGAGUGCAAUUCAGUUGUUUCGAUGGCGGUAGUGAUGUUUGGUGUGAUAUCGGUGGCAAGGAUUUAGGUGUUAGAAUCUUGCAAAACUUUUAUUCUCCAAAUAAUCCAAUUAAGCCAUACGAGACUUUACAUGUCGGUGACCAAUUUAAUCCAUCUGGUUUAGCUAACGAUGUUAAAGCCAGAUUAGCCGGAUGCACCCUUUGGAUUGCGUCACCUCAUGAAACAGUACAAUUGUUAUGCAGAUUAACCAGCGAAUAUUAA
Tetrapisispora phaffii CBS 4417 is the source of this 1335-nucleotide messenger RNA. It is a transcript of the gene ISN1, whose product is annotated as IMP 5'-nucleotidase. Gene Ontology annotation, biological process: nicotinamide riboside biosynthetic process; nicotinic acid riboside biosynthetic process; inosine salvage. The transcript has a single exon. Bases 1 to 1335 code for a protein of 444 amino acids. NCBI's taxonomy places the organism in Eukaryota, Fungi, Ascomycota, Saccharomycetes, Saccharomycetales, Saccharomycetaceae. The record is from RefSeq and is a predicted model, not a curated record. Gene Ontology annotation, molecular function: magnesium ion binding.